Dermatophagoides farinae (American house dust mite) is the source of this 1716-nucleotide messenger RNA. The record is from RefSeq and is a predicted model, not a curated record. NCBI's taxonomy places the organism in Eukaryota, Metazoa, Arthropoda, Arachnida, Sarcoptiformes, Pyroglyphidae.
CAGAUAGAAUGUGUGUUUUCUCUGAAUUACGUCCAAAAAAAAUGUUCUUAUGUCGUAGGCGGCAAAUUUUUUCUUUCCAUUUACUUGGAUUGACAUUGUUAGAAACGGAUUCAUAUUCACGCCUACAACCAUCAAUGUCUAAGUUUAGUUGACAUACAUCUGUAUUCUAUUUUUAAAUUAUUUUCAGAGAUGAAUAAUUUAUGGUGAUUAUAACUGAAAACAAAUCUUCUUCGAAGUCUGUUCAACGAUUCUGUGUUUUGUUUUGUGUAUUCAAUUCUUGUUUCAUCCACUGCUAUUAUUGUUGUUGUUUCAGAAUCAUGUCGGAACCAUUGGAAAUGAGUCAAGCUCGUAAUGUUUACACCCGUGAACGUGAACAUUUUCGACGAGAAUUAUUGAAUACAUUACGCCAAUAUGAAUCGCGGCCAAUAUCGUUUGAAAUUAAACAACAUCUACGAAUGCGUGCCAUGGAUUUGAAACCCGAAUGUCUGGAACGUUAUCGUCGUGAUACGGAAAAGAUUGCCUGUAAUCAAUUGCCCAUCAUUGGUAAUUCAUUAAGAAUCCGUUCAAUGUGUAGCAGUGAAUUGCCGCAUACAAGCCGUAAUCGUUCAUCAACAUUUCGAACUGCUCGUAUGAUACGAGAUGAUGAAGAUGAUGAUGAUGGUAUUCUUGAUUUCCGAUCAUCAUAUACAUCAUCAUUGCGGCAAGCAUUACCACGAAAUAAAUUAACUUAUGAAAGUACCCGUCGUGCAACAACAAAUUCACAUGUAUUAUCAUUCGAACGUCAACUAAUCGAUGAAAUGGAUAAAAUGAUCGAUUCAAUUGACCAUCUUCGAGAGAAUAAUCGCCAAGAAUGGCUACGACCAUUGAAAACGGAUCGUCAACGACAAUAUUUUAAUUCAUUAUAUGAUGAUGUUGGUUAUUCAUUGCCAUUAUAUAAUCGUUCAGAUUUAUUAAUGGCCACAACAAAUGAUAAUCAAUCAUGGCGUUGGCAAUUUGAACAUGAUAAAGAUGAUGACCAUAAAACAGAAGUCGAAAGAUUUUAUGAUAAAUAUUUAUCCACAUCAAAAUAUUUGAAUAAUAAUAAUAAACUUGCUGAUGCUGAUGAUAAUUAUAAAUCGGCAAGAAUAACAACAACGUCAUUGGCGACAAAUAAUGCUACUAACAGCAUUAAUAAUGCUGAUGAUGAUGAUCGUUUUAAAACAUUUCAAAAAUCUUCAUCAUCAGUAACAAUGAGAACAACGAAGCAAACCAUUCUUGAUGAUUUCUUACAAGAAUGAUUGAAGGAAGGAAGGCAUAAAAUGAAAAUGGAAAAAACAUUGGCAUCGGUUUCGAGAAAUCGUCAUCAAAUAUUUUUCAACAACGAAACAAAAAAUUCUUGUUUACUAUAUAUACUAUAUACAGUCAAAUUGUUGAUGUGAUUCGAAUGAAAAUAUGUGAAAAGCGUCGUUUAAUGUAGUAAAAUCAAUGACGACACCGCUAAUGUUGUUUAAAUUUUAGACAAAUGAUUUUUUUUUUUUUUUGAAUGUAAAAUAACACAUUAUCGUCAACUAGAGAAGAAAACAUUCACUUGAUGGAAUGGCACCAUCCAUUUCGAAUGAUUCCGUUCAUUUCAUUGAUGGCAUUCAUCCAUUUAUCAUCAUCAUUUCACCUCACAGCACACAUAAUAUUCUAACCAAAUUAACAUCAUCAUCAUCAUCAUCAUCAUCAUCAACAGUU